Molecule: messenger RNA, 1363 nt
Organism: Exophiala xenobiotica
Lineage: Eukaryota; Fungi; Ascomycota; Eurotiomycetes; Chaetothyriales; Herpotrichiellaceae
Exons: 3
Coding region: 380-1126 (248 amino acids)
Biological process (GO): mRNA splicing, via spliceosome
Cellular component (GO): U2 snRNP
Molecular function (GO): U2 snRNA binding; protein binding
Source: RefSeq, a predicted model, not a curated record
UGACAUAUGAAUUGUGAAGAACUACCACACCUUUCGACCCCGAUCGCGCGGAAAAUUGCACUAUUCUCCGGCCCUAGUCGAGCUGUAUACCGUGCCAGUCUGACACCAAUAGCAAAGCUACCGGCAAUUACCUGCUCCGCUUGCACACUCACGAGAGCACGCGCAGAAGCGAUCUACGAACUGCUAGGCUUCACCCGAGCUUGAGGUGUGAAGAGAUUGAGGCCCAAGCCGACACCGAAAGGACGUUGUCAGUAUCGGUGUCGUAAAUCGGGUGCUUUUCUCAGCCUACGUCAGUAACUUAGGCGCUCACGAUCGCUCUUGUUUCUAUUUACCAAGCCGUGCGCUGAGCGCCCGAAUCCUCCUCUCUCCCUCCACAAUCAUGAGGCUCACAGCCGAUCUAAUCAAUAACUCUCUGUCCUACAUAAAUCCACUCAAGGAGCGCGAGCUCGACCUCCGAGGCCAUAAAAUCCCUACCAUUGAAAACCUUGGUGUUGCGGGUCCGCAAGAUGCCAUCGACUUUACAGACAACGACAUCGCCACAAUCUCCAAUUUUCCUCUCUCACCCCGUUUAAACACCCUAUUAUUCGCACGGAACCGGAUACAAGGCGUCGACAAGAGGAUAGCAGAGCAAUUACCGAACUUGACGACACUAGUUCUCACGUCAAAUCAUGUCAAAGAGUUGGCGGACCUCGAGGGAUUAAGCCUGUGCGGGAAGUUAACACACCUGAGUCUACUAGAAAAUCCGGUGACGAGGAAAGAGCACUACAGAUCAUACCUCAUCUGGACGAUCCCCUCGUUACGGUUUCUCGAUUUCCAGAAAGUUCGCGACGCCGAAAGACAGCAAGCCAACGAGUUGUUCGGGACUGCUGACACACCGUCGGAAUUGGCGGCCAAAAUCAAAGGCAUCAAGACAAGGGCUUUCGAUGUGCCUGGUGCGGGUGUCAACGGGAGUGCUGAGAGCAAACGCAAGGGUGUGCGGACACAAUUGACAGAGACGGAGAAGAAGAGGGUGCAAGAAAUGAUCAAGAAUGCAAAGAGUCUUGCAGAGAUUACAAGGAUAGAAAAGGACCUUGCUGAAGGGAAGAUACCUGCUGGUGCUGCUGAUGCCGACAGAAUGGUGUCAUAGGAAUGACUGCGGGCAUCAACAUCGAAAGGAGAGUUCAAGAACCAGGCUAUAUGCCGACAGCCACUGUCCGUGGUCGUCCAACUUGUAAAACGAUGCACAAUGUUGAGUUCUUCCCCGGCUGACUCUAUCCGAAUCCCUCAAUCUGUCCAGACUCCACGACAAGUCCCAGGUCUACUUUUCCGUUAGAAACCUCAGAAAUGCUUGACUAACGAUCAACCCAUCAUGGGGCAAGUCCAC